Molecule: messenger RNA, 1757 nt
Organism: Helianthus annuus (common sunflower)
Lineage: Eukaryota; Viridiplantae; Streptophyta; Magnoliopsida; Asterales; Asteraceae
Product: short integuments 2, mitochondrial
Exons: 10
Coding region: 545-1672 (375 amino acids)
Cellular component (GO): mitochondrion
Molecular function (GO): GTP binding; GTPase activity
Source: RefSeq, a predicted model, not a curated record
AAAAAGCGAAGUGAAUAAGUUGUGUAGAAAAGAUUAGCCAAACAUGCCCUGACUCUAGAACCGCCGCCAUUACGUUUUCAUCUCUUGUAACCUCACCAUCAUCAUCACCUAUGUUUGUUGUUGCGAUUACUCCGCACAUAGCUGCCCCUCUGUCGGCCACCGCUGCUCCCUUCGCACACCGCUUUCAUCCCGUUUCAUUCAAAUUCAGCUGAAGGUGCACAUCGAUCCUGCCGGAGCCUGCUACUAGAAAAACGAACCUGCAACUGAACCUGCAAGUGUGAAUUUGAAGUUGUCCAAAUCGAACAUUACCCGACCCGUUACCACCAGUAUGCGAUAAAAGGCCACAAGAUUCCUGGAGAAUAAUCGAGAUCUGAAAAUGGCGAUAGUGAGCUUUUUCAAUUAGAGUUGGUCAUCUAAUUCAGGUAAUCCGGGAAUAUUUGGGGAAUCAGUGAGGAGCGUUAAAAGAAGUUGACGAUCACUUGUUAAUUGUAUUAUUUGUAACCUAAUAAAAAGUUUCAAACUUUCAACCACCGUUGCAACAAACAUGAGUCCCGUGGGGAAGAUACUGAAGAAAUGCUUAGGAGACAUGAGUUUCAACACGGGCGGCGGCACCAUCAACUGGUACCCGGGCCAUAUGGCCGCCGCCACUCGCGCCAUUAACGCUCGCCUCAAGCUCGCCGAUCUCGUCAUCGAAGUUCGUGAUUCACGAAUUCCGUUAUCGUCUGCGAAUCAAGACCUUCAACCUCGAUUAUCCACCAAACGGCGUGUAAUUGCUCUCAAUAAGAAGGAUUUAGCUAACCCCAAUAUUAUGCAUAAAUGGGUUGAUUACUUUGAAUCCUGUAAGCAAGAUUGUCUUCCUAUCAAUGCACACAGCAGGAGCUCUGUUCAGAAGCUUCUUGAACUUGUUGAGCUGAAACUGAAGGAAAAGAUUGCGAAAGAACCUACUCUUCUUGUGAUGGUGGUAGGCGUGCCAAACGUCGGGAAGUCUGCUUUGAUCAACUGCAUUCAUCAAAUUGCAUCAUCGCGUUUUCCUGCGCAGGAGAAGAAGAAACGAGCAAAAGUAGGACCCUUGCCUGGUGUAACUCAGGAUAUUGCCGGAUUUAAGAUUGCACAACGACCUAGCAUAUACGUACUCGAUACCCCAGGAGUACUUGUACCUUCCAUUUCAGACAUUGAAACAGGAUUGAAAUUAGCUCUUGCAGGAUCCGUGAAAGAUUCUGUCGUGGGUGAAGAACGUAUUGCCCAGUAUUUGCUUGCGGUUCUAAAUACACGACAAACACCCCUACAUUGGAGGAAUGUGCAUAAUAACACCUUGAAAGAGCCGCAAAAUGAAACCGAUGAUAAACGUGAUUAUAAUAUUAAGGAUCUUUUGCCUAAAAGACGAGCUCUCCCUGUUGCAUCGAAUGUGCAUUACGUGGAGGGUAUCGCGAAAGAGGUACAAUGCGCGUUAUAUUCGACUCUAUCAGAAUUUAAAGGUGAUUUGCAAGAUGAAGACGAGUUGGAGAUUUUGAUCGAAAAACAAUUUGAAGCGUUGCAGAAGGCAUUAAAGAUCUCGAAUAGAGCAAACGAGGCUCGUAUGAUGGUAUCUAAGAAAUUUCUUACUUUAUUUAGGGCUGGCAAACUUGGCCCAUUUAUUCUUGAUGAUGUUCCUAUUGUCACUGCUAAAUCUUGAAUCCACUGGAAUUCAGAUGACCCUUUUUUGGGCCAUUUUUAACUAUUUCCUUCUAAAAAAAUCAGUUUUUAUAUUAAAUAUUAAA